This is a messenger RNA of Impatiens glandulifera, 1101 nucleotides long. RefSeq names its product protein IQ-domain 26-like. Gene Ontology annotation, molecular function: protein binding. The coding region runs from base 1 to 1101 and encodes 366 amino acids. The transcript is spliced from 3 exons. The record is from RefSeq and is a predicted model, not a curated record. NCBI's taxonomy places the organism in Eukaryota, Viridiplantae, Streptophyta, Magnoliopsida, Ericales, Balsaminaceae.
AUGGGGUUUGCUACCAAAUGGCUGAGGACUUUGCUUGGAAUGAAGAACAAGGAAACUACUCCAUUCCCCGCUCCAACUCCACCUCCUUCUUCUUUUUCUGAGAAGAAAAGGUGGAGCUUUUCCAAACCGGCUAGGGAUUCCAUUUCCUCGGUUCAGGUUCAGAAUCCUGUCGAACCCACCUUGUCUGAGCAGCUCAACAACCAUGCAGUUGCAAUGGCGGCCGCCGCCGCCGCCGCAAAGGUGGUUAGGAGGAACAAUCGUAUGAUACGGAAUUUAGCUGCUGUCAAGAUCCAGAGCUAUUUCAGAGGCUAUUUGGCUCGUAAGGCUCUGCGGGCAUUGAAGGGACUGGUGAAGCUUCAAGCAAUUGUAAGAGGGGUUCUAAUGAGGAAACAAAAUAAAAUAAUUCUUAACCAACUGAAGGCGCUUGUUCGAGUCCAGGAUGCCGCUCAAUAUCAAAGAUAUCGUCGCCGAUUACUCAAGGAACAACGUAUAUCUCAAGCUAGAAGAUCAAGGGAUAAUUUACAGUACUUGGCCGAUGAAUUCCCUUUGUUAAUUGAAGUCGAUAAAAGGGUGAACCCUGAGUUGAUGAAAUCAAAUUCUAUAAGAAUGGAAACCGCAGUAUAUCAAUACGUAGAAAUUGAAGAUCCUAACGAUUCAUCUCCUCACCAGGACCCAGUCCCUGUUGUCGUUCCUGGCCGGCUAUCUUUAAGGGAAUCCAGAACCAUGCAAGAUUUGGAAUUUCUUUACAGCACUGAAGAAUGCAGCCGAGGCGCGGCAACUUCCCACAGCACCCCUCGACUUUCCAACUCGUGGCUGACUGCUAAUGCACCACCGACUCCGGCUAAGAGUAUUGGUGAGAGCUUCUUUAAGUUGCACUCCAACUCCCCUGGUUAUAUGGCGAUUACUGAAUCGUUCUAUGCUAAGUUGAGGUCUCAAAGUGCACCAAGACAGAGGCAGGAACAGAUCAUUUCUGCUGCUACUGCUGCUGUUCUUGCUCGUAAGAAUAAGAAUAAGAUGAGCAUGCAUGAGAUGAUUGCCUCAAGGAGUACCUUUACUGGUGUUAGGAUAUUUGAUGGAUCAUCCGCUUCUACUUCUUCUUAA